Molecule: messenger RNA, 1491 nt
Organism: Glossina fuscipes
Lineage: Eukaryota; Metazoa; Arthropoda; Insecta; Diptera; Glossinidae
Gene: Tpc2
Product: mitochondrial thiamine pyrophosphate carrier
Exons: 2
Coding region: 242-1219 (325 amino acids)
Biological process (GO): thiamine pyrophosphate transmembrane transport
Cellular component (GO): mitochondrial inner membrane
Molecular function (GO): thiamine transmembrane transporter activity
Source: RefSeq, a predicted model, not a curated record
UUUGUAAUUUUGUUUAUUUGAGUAGGAACUAAAAUGUGCGGUUUACAUUUUUUAUUGCUUAUUAUUAAUAUGUAAAGUUAUAUUUUGGAUAUAUAAAUUUCUUUAAAAAAAUAAUUUCAAAGGAGUGCAUGAAGCUUUGUGGCCGAAUAACACCAGAAUAUUUUCUGUAAUAGUUUGUAUAAUGAAUAAAUAGAUUUCUAAUAAAAGCGGAAACGAUUAGCAAAAAAACACCUCACACAAAAUGGUCCAUGAAGACUCUGCUCACUUACAGAUACAGCACUAUUCGGCUUGGACGCAAAUGAAGCAAGCAAUAUCAGGAGCGGCCUCGGGGUUUAUAACGCGAACGUUCACUCAACCCCUGGAUGUACUUAAGAUACGCUUUCAGUUACAAGUGGAACCAGUCGCUACAAGUGGCGUCAGUCAAAGCAAAUAUACCUCAAUUGCGCAGGCUUGCCGACUCAUUUAUCGCGAAGAGGGCCUAUUGGCUUUUUGGAAGGGCCACAAUGCCGGGCAGAUCUUGACCAUGACAUAUGCAAUCAUGCAAUUUUGGUCGUACGAACAAAUCGACUUAAGGUUAAGACAAUAUCCAUACAUGAGUACACGUACGAAUUUUACACAUUUUGUAGCGGGCGGUUCGGCCGGUUGCUUGGGUGCCAUUGCCUCUAUGCCAUUUGAUGUGAUUCGGACACGUGUAGUGGGGCAAGAUCAUAAUCAGAGGCACAGUAGCAUGUUUCGUUUAUUGCCAAUUAUCGCCAAAGAAGAAGGUGUGCAGGGUUUAUUCCGCGGUUUGGGUACAACUCUCCUUCAAAUAGGUCCGCUAAUAGGUUUCAAUUUCAUGUUUUAUCAUUACAUUAUUGAUCUCGUAACAAAAAUGUCGGGCCACGAUCAUCAGAAAUUGUCCAUUGCGACCAGUCUGUUAACUGGGGCUGCAUCGGGUGUAUUAUCUAAAGUUAUUCUAUAUCCUUUAGAUUUCAUUAAGAAGCGUUUGCAAUUGCAAGGCUUUCUUAAUGCUCGCCGCUCUUUCGGUCACAAUCAAACUUGCCAUGGUAUUAUUGACUGCAUGAAAAAGACUCUUCAAGAAGAAAAAAUAAGCGGCUUUUACAAAGGCAUGUAUCCGACACUUAUGAAAUCGGGUCUGACUACCGCGUUCUACUUUAGCAUAUAUGACGCCUUCAAAGAGCUUCUAAAAGUCGAUGAAGAUAAGACACUAGCAGACUAAAAGAGACUUGGAAUAUACAUCAAUACGCACGCACAGACCGACAGGAACGACUGGUCAUGUUUGUUGCAAUGAAAUUCCUUAACUUAAGCUAUAAUAUUUUUCUUCUUACAAAGUUUUUCUUUGUUUUUUUUUCAAAUAUUUUUUUAUUACAUUUAUUUUUAUAACGCGCUUCAGAGUAAAGAUAUUUAACAGGUAAUGAAUUAAAGAAUUUUAUAACGCGCAUUAUAUUGAAGAUUAUUACAGGUAAAGAAUUAUUAUGAACACUUAUUUGC